UUCGCCUUAGCUAUCCCAGCAUGCACUGCGAGGUCUGCAGUAUAUUAUUGACAAAGAAAAAAGCCUGGACAGAAACAACAACAGGGUGGGUUCAGAAGCACAAACCCUGGUGAGGGCACUAAAGUUACACGAACCCGAGUGCUGACAUAAAGUACCAUGUUAUGGCCCUGAGGCAAUGAGAAAGAGAAUUGACAUUUCCACCUAAAGGGAGUUUACACAGCUUGAUAGUUUGUGGAGAGAGGGCUGGGGGCCCUAGGCAGUCUGUGGACGGGGAACGGGAAGAGCUCAGCUGGAGCCAAUGCAGCAGCAGCAUCGACAGCCUGAGCUGGUGGAAGGAAGCCUUCCCGUGUUCGUGUUCCCCACUGAGCUGGUCUUCUACGCAGAUGAUCAGUCGUCUCACAAGCAGGUGCUCACCCUCUACAACCCCUAUGAGUUCGCUCUCAAGUUUAAAGUACUGUGCACAGCACCAAGCAAGUACACAGUGGUGGAUGCCACCGGAGCGGUCAAGCCACAGUGUUGUGUUGACAUAGUAAUCAGACACAGAGAUGUGCGGGCAUGCCAUUUUGGGGUGUACGACAAGUUCCGGCUGCAGGUGUCUGAGCAGAGUCAGCGGAAAGCUCUGGGUCGUAAAGAGGUGACGGCCACGCUCCGUCCCUCUGCCUCACAGGAGCCGCCCAGCCCCCGGCCCCAAGAUGAGGAACGCAGAUUGAAAGAGCAGUUCGCAGAGAGCGAGUUUUUUGAACAGACCGCAUUUCAGACAGAGAGCCGUCCUGUUGCUGGAGGCCCCAGUCUGCUGACGGUGCUGCUUGGGCUGGUGUGUAUGGCCGCCCUGAUGCUCCCAACACUUGGAGAGCAAGAAUCUACUGUGCCUGUCUACCUCCACUUAAGUGUUAACAAAAAACUUGUAGCUGCUUAUGUUCUCGGUCUCCUCACGAUGGUCAUCCUGCGCACAUGAAGUGCUGUGAGCAGAGGAGGAGGGAAAAUGAUCCUAAAAACGAAAAGAACAGUCUCACUCUGGCUGCAGCACUACUACGACUGGAGUACAGCUGACAGAAGCGGGAUGGGGUACUUUUUCACCCCACUCCGUUAAAAAUUACAUUUUAGUAUGCUCAAUUUCAAAUUUACAUAUUUGUGUUAAUACAUACAUUGACACAAUACCGGACUGAUGGAAACAGUGGAGACUCCAGUGCGUAGGUCACAGGUAGUGUGAGAGGAGCUGUCCCCAAGCAGGGCCUGUGAAGAAACUUGAGGCCAUUCAAAGUGCUGUCUGGCCUUAUAUUCCGUGUCCGUAUUUUUAUUACCAUUAUGUAACAGAAAAUGGUUUACUUGAGUGUGAAGGACAUGCAAACAUGAUACAUGUAUAUAAAGCCAUUAAAAUUUUGUUAUGAUAUUCACCUGUAACCAUCAUUAUAUUGAUGUUUUAAAGCAAUUUUAGUUAAGUUUCUGGAGACUAAAUGCAGUUAUUUGCAUGUGUGGAUACUUUACUGAACGAGUUUUUAAUUUUAAGAUUACCUGUCACCAAAGGAAAGGUCUUUUUAAGACAUUGGUUUGUUCGCCAUACUAUAUCACUGCUUCAUCAAAUGUUAAUAAAGUCUCAGUACAGCUGUCUGGUAAAAUGAUCACAGAUCAAAUCAGGCUGUUUUCUACACUUUACAACCUGGGUCAGGAGGGUGUAGAACACAUAAGGCCUCUGGUAGCUUUGUAGUGAUGGUUACUGAAAAUAAUCCCAGUCUCUCUCAGAGCUGCAUGGUGUCAGGUUUGACAGUGGACAACAAUAUGAUUUAGGAUUACUUGCAUACCAUCUGGGUCCACAGCAGUAAACAAGGUUAGUAAAUAAGGAUUGUACUGUCCUACUGUGUUAACAUUUUAAAUUAGUACUCUUAUGUCUAUGCUUUAUUGCUCCAGACAAGAAAAACUGCUCUUGGAAUAUUCAAAACAGCUGAACAUGCAUAAUAAAGAAAUAAUUUAUUUAGUCCUGAUGUCCACUACGAUUGCAAUCACAAAAGACACAAGCGUGGGCAUGUAGUUAGCCAGCUUGACAGAUUACAGCUUUUCCAUUACACACAUACAAUAUAGUAUAAGAUUAUUUGCUAAAUUUGUGCCCUGAACACUUCAUAAGAGGACUUGAGAAAAAGAAAUUAUCUUGGGGAAAAAAAAUCUUGACAGGACAAGCUGACGGCUUUUUCCAUAUUUGUAUUUGUAUAAAGGAAAAACAUUCUGUAAAUGAACUGCAACCACACCUUUCAUUAAAGGGCACACUUCCAAAACAAGAUUUACAAUCACUUCCUCUUGUACAUACACAUUAAUGGCUACAUAGCCAUGACGAAGCUGGGACAUAACACAAGCGAUAUGGACCCUGGGGCCAUGACAGUUGAAAGCAAAUGUAGGUGCAAAAAUCACAGUACAGGCUUAACCUUUAAAUACUGUAUUAUUUCUUUUUUUAGAUCUUGUUUACGAGAAAGUUUUAGUUCUCUCUUGCUCACACACAGGCUGGAACAUCACAGGACUGAGCGUCCUGUGUAAAAAGCUCUUUUAAUACACAUAACCAGAAACUGCAGUCUCUUUAUCCACAAUGUGAUGGUGCAAUUUUAUUUAUUUUUUUGCUGCAUACUCCAGCCGUCAGUUGAUUUGGUGUAAAUGAUAACACAAAUGGUUCUCUUUUACUGGGGAUAGAAACCUAUCACCAUCCAAUUUUUAUAUCAAACACCUUUUUUCCCCAUAAAUAAGACAUUUCACCAGAAGGAAGAAAACUCAUUUCAUCAUUUCUAUACUCUGCAUAUCUACAAAAACAUCCUGACAAAAACACAGGAUACAGAGGAACCUUUAGUGUUGAAAGCCCAACAGUGAUGACCCUCGUAUUUCAUUCACAAGUAACUGAUAGGUGCUUUAACUGCUCAUACUAAGCAAUUUAAUUUGCAGCAAGUCGUGGGGAAGAGGGCUUAAAACCCAAACCAAAAUCUUCACUGUUCAAAGCCUGCAUCAUAAAAAAUAUCUGCUGAAAACACAACCUCUGCCAGUAUAACAGGAAGGAAAUCUCCUUAGUUGUACCUCAGAAGUAGUUUAUGCUCCUUAAGAAAAACAUCUGCUGUUGAAGACUUGUGCCCACAUUCAUCUCACAGCCAAUCACAAACUUAAAACUAUGUACGACAUCCAACAUGGUUAAUAUGUACAUAAUUACACGCAAAGCAGGAAAACAAUAAGUUAAAUCUUACUAAAUUUGCAGACUGCGUACAUACAAAGGCCAGCAGACAUAAGUUUUCCAGCACAAAAACGGAAAUGUACACAUCCAAUAGUCUUUGUUUCUCCAGUGCUCAGUGUCUCUCUCUCCAGUGAGGGGAACUGGUAGGACAAGUUUGAAGCAUAGCCACUUAGGAACACAAUAUCUCUACGAAAGCCAAGCACCAUCCAAGAUCCUCUAAUAGCAGCUGGUGCUCAGUGUCCUCAGUCAUUCCUAAUUUCACUAGGUUUACCCCUCUCUCUCUCUCUCUCUCUCUCUCUCUCUCUCACACACACUCACACACA
This is a messenger RNA of Scatophagus argus, 3522 nucleotides long. It is a transcript of the gene mospd1, whose product is annotated as motile sperm domain containing 1. The record is from RefSeq and is a predicted model, not a curated record. Gene Ontology annotation, cellular component: cytoplasm. The transcript is spliced from 6 exons. Lineage: Eukaryota; Metazoa; Chordata; Actinopteri; Scatophagidae. Bases 299 to 955 code for a protein of 218 amino acids.